AUGAAGAUGAGACAGAAAAGGGGACACAUACACAUACAAGAAGCACUUUUGGACGAAGUCCUCUCCUUCAAUAAAGCAUGGAAAUACUCGGAAAUGACCAAUCAAAAGGAAGAAUCGAGAAAUGAACGGAAAGCUGUAAUUCUUGGAACAGGCCACAAGACACUUUUUUUCAAACAGCUCUGUGAUGCCGCUUCAAAAUACGAGAGACACGUUCAUUAUCCAGAUGUACACUAUCUUACUCUAGAUCACAUGGGCGCAGAGCAUGUUGUGGAAGUCUCCGAUCCAGGAUUGGCUAGAACAGGAAACCGAGAAAUGGCACUGACCGACGCUGACUUUGCGAUUCUCUACUACUCAUCGGUGAACAUUGACUCUCUUCAAGCACUGCAGCCGCUCAUUCAACCGCUUCAGAACCGAAAAAACCUUCCGAUUCUGCUGAUAUGCGAUUCCGACGAAGUGGUACUAGAAGAAACUGCAUCUCAACAUACAAACUCUACAUCAGAAGGGUAUGAAUCAGAUGACCGAGAUGGUAUGAAGAGACACUAUUCAAUGGAACAGAUCAGGAAAGGACUAGAUGAUAACAUGACGUCUGUCAUCGAUCAGGGCGAGAAGUUGGCUCAAGAACUUGGAUCUCGUUGUUCCUACCUGGAAAUCAGUUCCAGCAAGUCUUCUGAUGCUAAAAAGGUGCUCACUCAGAUGAUAAUAUCACUGAGCAAGUCCGGACCAACUCGUAACCGGAGAAUGUCCAAAAUUGCCAGCUUGCUACGCUCAAAAUCAUCAGAUAAACCAGCCGGAGAGGACAUGAUCUUCGAAGCUGUCCAAGAAAAGAAGAAGGAGAAGAAAAAUGGGAAGAAGGAUGGAAAAAAUGAGGAAUCUAAAGUUUGUAUAGUAAUGUAA
Molecule: messenger RNA, 894 nt
Organism: Caenorhabditis briggsae
Lineage: Eukaryota; Metazoa; Nematoda; Chromadorea; Rhabditida; Rhabditidae
Exons: 8
Coding region: 1-894 (297 amino acids)
Source: RefSeq, a predicted model, not a curated record